This is a messenger RNA of Protopterus annectens (West African lungfish), 5182 nucleotides long. RefSeq names its product insulin-like growth factor II. NCBI's taxonomy places the organism in Eukaryota, Metazoa, Chordata, Ceratodontiformes, Protopteridae. The transcript has 4 exons. The record is from RefSeq and is a predicted model, not a curated record. Gene Ontology annotation, cellular component: extracellular region. Gene Ontology annotation, molecular function: hormone activity; growth factor activity. Bases 549 to 1094 code for a protein of 181 amino acids.
AAGGUUAAGCUGCUUAAUGUACGUUUUUUAAAAUUCUAAAGGAAAAAUUGCACGUCAAGAUACUCUCUACACUGAAGCUAAUAGUUUUUCUUGACUACAUAAUCUUUCAAGAUAUGGAAUUUAAGAGGCAUACCUUAUAUCUUGGUAUUUUGGAGCAGUUAAUAUAAGAAGGUACUUGGUAAAACAAGAUCCACUGAAACAUAUCAGCAGCAGAGCAAAAAGCCCCAGACAUGAUUUACUCUGGCAACAGAGACAGAAUACGCCUACUGGUAUUUCUUCAACAGAGUUUUCAGAAGUCAUGGUGUUUUAGAGAACAGGAUAGAAACCUUCUGAAUUGGGACUAUUGAAGGACUACACAAGUUUAUUGCCUUUAAAGUAUGAGGAAUUCCUUCUUUGCCUUUGAUUGGAAAUACUUUUCAUUAGAAUCUGUGGCCACAAUUUCUUGAGAGACAGAUCUAGAAAACAGCUGUGUUGUAUAUAUCAGCUGUCUUAGGACCACUGUGCAUUUGUCAUAGAGGUGUCCCUUUCCUACACAACAAAAGGUUAUCAUGAAGUCUUUAUCAAAGCUUUACUGGUGUUUAAUAUUGGUCUUGAUUCUUCGCCCAGCUGAAGCACUUGGUGGACCAGAAACCCUCUGUGGUGGAGAACUGGUUGACACACUACAGUUUGUUUGUGGUGACAGAGGAUUUUACUUUAGUAGACCACCAAGUCGCAACAGAGGAAGGCCAAACCGUGGAAUUGUAGAAGAAUGUUGCUUCAGAAGUUGUGAUUUGGCCCUGUUGGAAACUUACUGUGCCAAACCAGCAAAGUCUGAAAGAGAUCUUUCUGCUACAACCUCCUUCCAGAUGAUAGCACUAAGUAAAGAAGUGCUAAAGAAAAGCAUGAAGUUUACUAAGGAGUCAUGGCAAAAGAAGCAUGCCCAACGUCUGCGAAGAGGCGUUUCAAAGAAGGGACUAACAAAAAAGCUCAAUGUAGAGAACAGAAUGGUAGCAUCAGUCUUGGAGGAGGUGAACAUGCACAAGCCCCUUAUAAACAUUCGGGGAAGGCAUCCAGUUGUAGUGCUAGCUUCAGAUACGUAUGAAAGCCACAAAUAAUUGCAAACUUUUUGCACAUAAGAACAAUUUCUAAUGACAAGAGACAAAGCUUUCUGAAAUAUUCUGUGGCAUCCAUUAUUUUCUAUUUAAGUUUUUUUGGUAAUUGUGGGUUGGAGAUGAGCCUCACUUUGGUCUUUUUCCAGAGCCAACAUAGUGGAAAGAAAGAGAUAAGUUUCUUGCCAUGAAACAAAUGGACAGCUGGGCGUAUGAAAGGAAUCAAUACAUUAUUGUAAUUUUCAUUUCCUACCAAUGUUUUCUUGAAAUCACAAAUAAUCUCAAACUUUAUAAAAAAAUAUAUUUGCACCUUUAAGUACAUUAUAAGGAUGCCAACACUUUUGCACCUUUUUAUACAGAAGAAAGAAGAUGAAGCAAGCACACUUGUGAGAAGUGAUGUGAAUGGAAGUAGCAAACUUAUCCAGACUUUGCAAAAAAUACAUGCUUUUCUCAGUCUCUGAUUUGGAACUGGAAUUGUUUCAAAUGGUGAGAGGAGUUACAUGUAGCAAAAUGAAAAAGACAGAAUUAUGAUAAAAAAUGGUGCUAACUGCUUUGAAGAUGGAAGAUGUGGGAAAACCUAAUAAUGCACAUAUGACAUGGAAGGAAUAUACUGAACUUGAAGUCAGCUUUUCGUUUUAAGAAAAGUAUAUAUUGUAUAUAUUUAUAUAUAAUAUAUAUACAUAUAUAGGUUGAUAUAUAUGUAUAUAUAUUUAGCUUGGUUGUGGCCAUGCAAGAUAGACAAUAGAAAUGUGGCAUAAAAUAUGUGAUCAGAAAGAAAGACCAGCAAUAAUUCACUGAUCAUUUCAAUGCAACUAAUGUUAUUGUCUAUCAGUAGUGGUAGUAGUAUAUGUUCCUUGCUUUGCUUUAUAAAUACUUGAACAUGUACCUGGGGGAGUAGGUGUUUUUUGUGAUUUAGUCCAUGACCUGAAUCUUGCAAAGUUGAGCCACCAAGCCUUUUAAAAGAUAUGGCACUGCAUUUUUCAAAAAUAAACCUUAUUUAUUUUGUUAUAAAUAUAUAUGCUAAGAGAAUAAAUUGGUCCAAAUAAUAUACUUUAGCACUGAUAUGCAACUGCAGGAAAGAAAACUGAUAAGAUAUUUUUUAAUUUUUGUACCUAGAAACAGCUUUUGUAGAUGCUUUGUACCAAAAAUGGAAAAAAGAAAAAAACACAAAAAAGAAAGAAAAAUUAUUUUUUCAUUCCUCUGAUAACUGUCUGGAACAUAUAAGUCCUAGCACAUUUGCUUUAGUUUAUAUACUUUGAGAAUAAGACAUGCAUUAAGGGCCAGAAAGUAUAUAUAUAAAUAUACAGAUAUAAAACCUUUGAUAUUUUUUAACCCAUGCCCCCUUAUAUAAUGUCAAGGUCCCCUGCAUACAUUUGUUUUUAAAUCUGAGUUCAAAAAGUAACUGCCAGGACACUUAGAGGGUUAUAUUGUUACUGCCACAAAUCUAAAUAAUGGAUAAAGAAAAAAAACAAUCAUACAUUUCUUGAGUAUAAUUAUCAAAAUGCUAUGUCAUGGUAAGUAGUACAUAUGUUAUGGCAUGCUACAUAGCAUCUGUUGCAUUUGGUUGUACACAUCAUGUGACAAAUUAAACCCUAUAAAGAAAUUAGUCUUUUGUCAUAUCUCACAACACAGCAGUAUUUCAGGCAGCUGUAGAAACCAUUAUUGAAUAUAUUUAAUGGUAAUCAAGAUAUUCCCAUCCAAAAUUUCAAAGAUGUGAGCAAAAUGCCAAUGCUGGUGAUAUACUUUUAUUAACAGCCUUGGGUUUCCAAUAGGCUUUUAUCAGUCCUCCUAUUAGCCUGUGGCCAUUCCAUGUCAGAUAAUAUGAUUGCAUUCCUGUCUCCUAAUUUAUUCCGGGUAUUCCACGUCGGGCAAUGCCAAUCGAUUGCAUUCCUCUCUUAAGAAUUUAGCUCUUGACCAUUCCAAAACAGACAGUACUCAACAAUUGCAUUCCUCUCUUCUUACUCAGCUUAUAGCUUUUCCAAGCCAGAGAGAGUAUAAAAUGGUCACAUUCCUGUAAAGCUGCAAUACCUUUAUUCUUUUUCCAGCUAGAAUUUGACUAAAACAUUUUUCUAUUUUUGCUUAAUAUGAACAUUUCUUGCAAAUGUGAGUUUUAACCACAGUUACAAAUACCAUCUCAAAUAUUAACAUAUUCAAAUUUAUUAUAAUAAACGAGUCUCCAAAGCACUUUUAGUUUCAUCAUUGCAGGUUAUAAGAAAUUAGGUACUGCAGCUUUUUCAGGAGGGUUUUAACAGGAGACAUGAAUAUAUGAAUAGAACUUAGGUGUAUCUGUUUGCAUGAUCUGAAUGUGUGCAUUUCAAACUCAGUUGUUAGUUCUAUAACUCAGUGCAAUUUUUUAAUCACAGCUCAUUUCUGUUAAAUAUAUCAGCAAAGCUGAACAAUGUAUUGCACUAAUUUGUGUUUGAUUGUGCCACUCAAGCAAGCAUUCUAGAUGGCUUGGACUAUUUUGGGUCAGAACACAAGCAUCACUUGGGGCUGCUAUAGGUUGAUAUCUUGCACUGUACUGCCAGGUAUUUAAAUAACGCUAGCCUUGUUAAAGACAUACCUGAGAGCAGACUGGGCAAUGUGACAUGUACACCUGUACUGUUUCAAGCAAUCAUCCUGAGCAGCAUGGGUAUUGCUCUGAAUCUGCCAGUUUUUUUUAAACAAGCAACAAAGACUAAGGACAUAAAGGACAGCAAAGACUUUGCACAGCUUGCUUGUUGCUUUAUUUUCACUUAACGUAGUUGAUGUUAGAACUCUUAAUCAUGUGGUACUGAUUAUUUCACUUUAUAUAUGGACAUUAUUGAGGGUGCUUUUCUGCACGGGUAUCUCAAGAGAAGAAUGUACAGAUAAUGAGCAGAAAAAUGCUUAUUCAGUUAAACAUCAUAAUUUUAAUAAUCUAGUAAAAGGCAUUUAAAAAAUGCUAAGAAACAGUACAGUUUGGUGCGACCUGGCAUGUUGGAAUAUAACCUGUGAUAAAGGGUAACAAGACUUAAGAGACUACAAAUGUGAGGUGUAGAAUAGGCUUUACAUUUAUAACAUUAUGUUGCACAUGCUAGUCUCUUAUUCUGCCUUGACUAUACAUUUCUCAAUCAUUGUACAGCCCUUACUUUAUGUGCAAUUGUCUCUCAACAGAUAGUUUUACACAGUAUAUGUUUGUCCUAUGACGUGCACCACUAGCAUUUGAAAUAUGAGGUUAUGUCCAGAUUCGUAGAAAACUACCACAGUGGUAUUGUGAAUAUUCCUGCUGUAAGCGUACUUUCUGGAAUAUCAGCCAGUUUGGGAACAAAGCUGUUUAGGUAGAAUGUUCUGGAAACAAAAUAAGAAACUGAGUUGUCACUUCUAAGUUAAAUGGAUAAUGUAGCUUUACUUAAUAUUUACUUCACUGACUCAGUCAUACCCAUGCAGGGCCACAACUCCUGUAACUGGAAGUAGAGGCACAAAGGUAACUAAAAGCAGGAAGAAACUACAUAAAGCACAAUAUGCUGUCCAAAAUAAUCUUUUUAGAAAGCCAAUAAUUCAUACAACUGUUGUGUCUCAAGAAGUCUAACAUUAGAUCGUUAAAGCAGGUAUUUUAGUUACACAAGAAGUGAAAAUAAAAAGGGCACAAUUCCAGACAGUUAUUUGCCUUAUCUUGUCAGAGACCUAUUUUAUCAAUGUUGAAGUCUGAUAAGAUUUUUGGUAAUGUUCUGAUGGUGGUCUGGUGUCCAUGACAUGACCCAGAAUGCCAGAGGAUGUUCAUUAACGUAUUUCUGCAUUCCAUAUGUAACUACUAGAGGGAACAUGAAAACAGAUCAACAUUACCACACCAGUCUACUGUGUUAGAUUUAAAAUUGCUGGCUAUUAUCACAAACUUUCAUUUCACAAUCAAGUUACUGCAGUAAUUAUUUCAUGUAUGGACUUUGAUGUACAUCAACUUAAAUGAAAGGACAUUCUUUCUGGUUGACUACCACAAUCACAUGUAGUUAGAGCAAGGUAGAAAUUAUCUGUUCAGUUUAUGAAAUGUAUACACACAUCAAAGAUUCAACACAUACAAGAUUCUUAUUCAAAUAUGCAUUUGUUAUUUCAAUAAAACAAUGUAUUACAAUGUCAAA